CCCGUCCUUGCUUCCUCGUGUUGACAACUCCCGGCUCUCUACCUUUUACAUACAACGGAACCAUCCCAUCAUAGCACUCUUUCUACCUAAUUGUACGUACGUAUAUUCGCCAGCGAGGUUUUAGCUUGACCGAGUUGUAGCCUUGCCGCCGUGUGCUCCAGUUUACAGUUCCAGUCCCCUUGCCGCCGCCUUUUCCAGUUCGAGUUCCAUUUCCAUGUUGCUACCCCUCGCCUCGCUCCGCCCCCCGACUGCCUUUUCUACUGUCCGUCCCUGUUGUGCUGACCCGACCCGACUGACUGACAACCUUCCCGCGCCAUCCAGCUUUCGGCUCCCCUCUCCACAUAUAACGCUCGCCCCCCCCAUUCUCGCGAUCGGUUCACCCAUCGUCGUCGACUUUUUGACAAGAACACUUUCACAAAACCACCACAUCACAACUUGACAUCAUGUCUCAAUCUGGAGUUCAGGUCGACCCCGAGUGCCGGAGGGCUUUCGACAAGCUGAUGUCCCGUCAGCUCAGGUACAUCAUCUACAAGCUUUCGGACGACUUCAAGGAGAUUGUCAUUGAGAGCACCAGCGAGGGCGCCACCGAGAACUACGACGAGUUCCGCGAGAAGCUCGUCAACGCCCAGACUAAGAGCGCUUCUGGCGCCAUCAGCAAGGGUCCCCGAUAUGCCGUCUACGAUUUCGAGUACAAGCUUGCGUCUGGCGAGGGUUCCCGCAACAAGGUGACCUUUAUCGCCUGGUCCCCCGAUGAUGCUGGCAUCAAGUCCAAGAUGGUCUACGCCUCUUCCAAGGAGGCCCUCAAGCGCUCUCUCAGCGGUAUCGCUGUCGAGCUCCAGGCCAACGAGCAGGACGACAUCGAGUACGAACAGAUUAUCAAGACCGUGAGCAAGGGUACUGCCGCAUAGAUUUCUCCAUAAUCGUAUUAAGAACAGAGAGAGAAGAGAAGAGAAGAGAGAUGAGUUGUUGUUGUUGAUGUUGUUGCGCGUUGCGAACAUAGUCGAAAGAUGGUGUCCCUUAUGUUGCUGUCGCUGUCGGCGUUGUUGUAAUGACAAUAUAAACCACACGCUACUUAUUUUGUACUUGCCAAAUACCAUUUACCACAUCCAGACUACCACCACCUCUCCUCCACUUACUCAACUCAAUUUUUCAUAUUACUAUCCGCUUUGGUUUGGAAAUUUCAGAUAUUCUAUUCUGUUUACACUUGC
Molecule: messenger RNA, 1208 nt
Organism: Neurospora crassa OR74A
Lineage: Eukaryota; Fungi; Ascomycota; Sordariomycetes; Sordariales; Sordariaceae
Product: cofilin
Exons: 5
Coding region: 444-908 (154 amino acids)
Biological process (GO): actin filament depolymerization; cell motility; actin filament severing
Cellular component (GO): actin cytoskeleton; cytoplasm; actin cortical patch
Molecular function (GO): actin filament binding
Source: RefSeq, a predicted model, not a curated record